AUGGUUUCCUCCCCUUAUCCCGAUGCACCGUUUUCGCGAGGACCGGACCACGUUACAUGGGUCCACCUAAAGGAGCUGCUCAAGGAUAAACACGUCCUUGCGCUCUUCAUCGUGUUGGCCAACGCUUGCCUUCGGGUGGGUCAUUGGCCACAUAUAUUUAAGGAGUCGCUAUUGGUUAUCGUCCCGAAGCCGAAUAAGCCCUCCUAUUCUGUGCUGAAGGCCUUCAGGCCGAUCGUACUCCUCAUCACUUUCGGUAAACUUAUCGAAAAGAUGAUUGCCAAUAGGAUACAGUUUGACGCCGUCAAGCAUGAUAUCUUUCAUCCCAACCAACUGGGCGGCAUUCGCCAGAGGUCAACUGAGGAUGCUGGAUUGAUUCUGACUCAUCUCAUGCGAGCGGGGUGGGUUAAGGGUCUCCAGACUAGCGCGCUGGCUUUUGACAUCGCGCAGUUUUUCCCUUCUAUCAACCAUGAGAUGUUCAUGGCCGUACUUCGCAAGCAAGGGUUCUCGCCGGACUUGGUGGAAUUCUUUGCCUCUUACCUUGUAGGUCGUUCCACAGUUUACUGUUGGAACACCUUCCAAUCCGACUCAUGGUCUGCGGACGUGGGUGUCAGGCAGGGCUCUGCUCUCUCGCCUGUUAUCUCUGGGCUGUUCAUUGCUCCGGUAAUGAAGCUCUUCUACAUCAAGGCGGCACCACUCAACAUGACGCUGCUUUCCUUUGUGGAUGAUGGGACCAUUCUGGCCCAAUCCAAACAGCUUGAUGAUAAUAAUGUGGGCCUGCGUAAGGCCUACAAAAUUAUCUACCUUCUCUUUGUUGCUUUCGCACUCGUUCUUGAACACGACAAGACCGAGUUGUUCCACUUUUCGUGUCGACGAGACGCCUAUAAUCCCUCGCUGGAUUUGGGGUACGCCCCGCAUACCGGCGCUACACCUUUGAAGCCCAAGACCUAUUGGAGGUACUUGGGUUUCUACUUUGACCGCGGGCUCACGUUUCAUGAGCACGUUCGCUACUACGCCACCAAGGCGUUUACCACCGUGCAGGCCAUGCGCAUGCUCGGGAACUCUACUAGAGGUCUCUCGCCUAAACAGCGCCGCCUCUUAUAUAGGUCGUGUGUGGUUCCCAUUGCCACAUAUGGCUAUCAUCUCUGGUAUUUCGACGGCGCCCGUAAUAAGGGCGCGAUGAACCAGUUAAAACGGAUGCAGCGAAAAGCUGCUCUAUGGAUCACGGGCGGUCUUGAGGCCCUCGCUGGCCUCAUCCCCGUCCAUCUCAUGCUGAAGAAGUUGGCGACGCGCGCAGUGUACCGCGUCGCCACCCUCUCAGACACUCACCCUCUUCGCUCCAUGUUGGGCGAGGGACUUCUCAAAAGGGCCGAACCUCAUGCCCGCUCGGUCGCUUUGAUGACCCCAGCUAUGAGGGGGAAAGUCAAGAGCACUGUCAUGGAGGUGGACGAGCGCGUCCACACCUUAACUGAGAGCUUCGAGCCUUUUGCGCCUGAAGCUCGCCCAGGCGAUCGGCGACCAUAUCUAGACGAGCUCAUCGCGAAAGCGAGGGCCGACCCAUUAACAGUACUGGCUGCAACUGACGGCUCUGUCCCUCAGUCCAACCAGUAUCAGGUGGCUUCGGCUGUCAUCAUCUACAGGGGACAUCGCGAGCUCGAAAGGACUCGUUAUGUCUCUGGCAGAGUUACCGCCCCUGAUGCGGAACUCAAUGCCAUUUCGUGUGCAGUGCGCCUUGCUGUCAAGCAGGCAAAUUGCCAACAUAUUAUGGUCUUUACUGACUCUAUGGGCGCAGCCCACAGAGCGGUGGACCCCGGCGUGCACGCUGGUCAGGCUUUUAGCCUAUCAGUCUGUCGCAUUCUUCAGGAAUGGUUUGCAGCGGAUGAUCUCCGCCGGAUCACCUUCAUCUACGUUCCAUCCGCGUUGCGGUGGGACAUUCACGGUGAGGCACACAAGUACGUCACCGAACUCAAAGUCAGGGUUGGGCGUUGCAAGACAGACAAUUCUAUAGACGCGCUAUGCUCUCAAGCUGCGCACUCAGUUCUGGAUUCGUGGAGUUCCACUUUCCAGGAUCCAACCUAUCGAGGCUCCGAAUUUUUAGAGCUUCGACAGCCGGAUGGGCGGCCGAUCCAGCCAUCGUACCUCAAUGGGGGACCUUGGCUUUCAACAUUCGGACACAGUAUUACUGAGUUCGCUCGCGUUUGCCGGUGUAUAACUGGCCAUGCGCCCAUUGGAGCAUACUACCGUCGCUUCAAGAUCAAUGAGCCUCACGGCUGCACUUGCGGGGCUGCUUUGCAGUCCCGUCAGCACAUCCUCUUUCGCUGUCACGAUAGAUAUUCAGUACACUAUCCCCGUUUUCUCGGGGAUAUUGCAUCGUUUAUGAAGUACAACCCCACGGCGUUUGGCUUCAACCGGGACCCUUCGGGUGUCGGAUAA
Molecule: messenger RNA, 2430 nt
Organism: Cyclocybe aegerita
Lineage: Eukaryota; Fungi; Basidiomycota; Agaricomycetes; Agaricales; Hemipholiotaceae
Source: the annotation of a GenBank genome assembly